AUGGCGUCACAGACAGAGAGGGAGCUCACCUGUCCGGUGUGCCAUGACAUCUUUAAUGAUCCUGUGGUUCUGUCCUGCAGCCACAGCUUCUGUAGAGACUGUCUGCAGAGCUGGUGGAGAGAGAAAGUCAUCAACGAGUGCCCGAUCUGUAAGGGAGUAGCUUUGAGGAGAGAUCCACCUCGUAACCUGGCUUUGAAGAACCUGUGUGAGGCCUUCCUACAGGAGAGGGAUCAGAGACCUCCAGCGGAGUCCGACGCUCUCUGCGGUCUGCACUCUGAGAGACUCCAGCUCUUCUGUUUGAACCAUCAGGAGCCGGUGUGUCUCGUCUGCCUUCAUUCGGAUAUUCAUGCUGGACACAAAACCAGAGCCAUUAGAGACGUUGCUCGGGAUCACAAAGUGGAGCUCCGCAAAAUCUUGAAGCCCGUGAGAGAGAAGCUGAAGGUCUUUGAAGGAGUGAGAGGAAACUGUGUUCAAACAGCAGAACACAUUAAAGCCCAGGGAAGAGACACAGAGAGGUGGAUCAAGGAGCAGUUUGUGAAGCUUCACCAGUUUCUACGAGAGGAAGAGGAGGCCAGGAUCUCUGCUCUGAGGGACGAAGAGGAGCAGAAGAGUCGUGUGAUGAAGGAGAAGAUCGAGGGUCUGAGCAGAGAGAUAGCAGCUCUUUCAGAAACCAUCAGAGUCACAGAGGAGAAGAUGAAAGCUGACGACGUCUCGUUUAUGCAAAGCUACAAAUCCUCAGUUAGAAGAGUCCAGCAGCGCCCCCUGCAGGAGGAUCCAGUGCUGGUCCCAGGAGCUCUGAUAGACGAGGCCAAACACCUGGGCAACCUGACCUCUCAAGUCCACUCCAAGAUGAAGAACAUGGUCUCCUUCUCUCGUGUGAUUCUGGAUCCGAACUCUGCUCAUCCAGAACUCGUCCUGUCUGCAGAUAAAACCAGCGUUCGAUGUGGAGAGAUACAGAGGCUUCCUAACAACCCGGAGAGGUUCAAUUCCUGGAACUCUGUCCUGGGCUCUGAAGGCUACGACUCGGGGACUCACAGCUGGAGUGUUUGGGUGGAAAACAGUCCAGCAUGGAUUCUGGGUGUAGCAGCAGAAUCAGUCCGAAGGAAGGGGGACAUGGCCUUGAGGUCCGGAUUAUGGAGAAUCCUGUUUUGUAAAGAUAGGUGCACAGCAUGGUCUCCAACAGGACCCGAGGAGGAAACAGAAGCUCUUCUCUCAGUGAAGAACCUCCGCCUGAUCAGGGUCGAACUGGACUGUUGCAUCAUGGGUAGCAUGUGGGCUGUUGGAGGUGACGACGGCCCCGCAGAGAGCUUCAGGUUGGGUCUGUCGGCUGCUCGGGAGAUUUCACCUGCUGCUGUAAUCACUAUCGACAUCAGCAGCAGCUUCCCCCGGUCCUGCUGA
Messenger RNA from Notolabrus celidotus (New Zealand spotty), 1398 nucleotides. RefSeq names its product tripartite motif-containing protein 35-like. The transcript has 2 exons. The record is from RefSeq and is a predicted model, not a curated record. Lineage: Eukaryota; Metazoa; Chordata; Actinopteri; Labriformes; Labridae. Gene Ontology annotation, molecular function: zinc ion binding. The coding region runs from base 1 to 1398 and encodes 465 amino acids.